Oncorhynchus masou masou (cherry salmon) is the source of this 3793-nucleotide messenger RNA. Its product is annotated as calcium-binding protein 7-like. Gene Ontology annotation, molecular function: calcium ion binding. Gene Ontology annotation, cellular component: trans-Golgi network membrane. The transcript is spliced from 5 exons. NCBI's taxonomy places the organism in Eukaryota, Metazoa, Chordata, Actinopteri, Salmoniformes, Salmonidae. The coding region runs from base 1006 to 1650 and encodes 214 amino acids. The record is from RefSeq and is a predicted model, not a curated record.
UGUGCAGAGCAGACGGCUCGAGAAGGAUCAACCUCAAAGAUCCAUCUGAAGACGCAGUGGGUCGCCCAGGAAAUCCCUUGACAGUUAAAUAUUUUGACUACUCUUGUUCUUAGUUUUGAUGUUAUUUCGUUUUUUUUGUCUUGUUUUAUUUUCAAAGAGAACGUUACAGACGGACAUCUCUUCAAUAGGCUUCCGGUAGAAGCUUUUGGGGGCUAUUAGUUAGGCUACUUACAGUUUUAUCGACUGGUCUCCAGAAGUGAAGAUAAAGGAAACGGAAAAGGAAAGUGUGAGGAGACGGAAGGCAAUACAUACCUUGUACAAAACAACGACCUGUAGGAUUUAAACAAAAAAUAUAUAUGUUCAUGUUAAUCCUAUCAAACAGAAAAUAGAAGUCUUCAGUCUAACAAAUAUGAAAUGACAUGCAUUUCCAAGCCAGCGCAGACUUAAACUGCUCUUGAAUUGGAUUUGUAGUUGACACGUUUUUUUAUAUAUAUAUAUAUAUCUCGUUGUAGUUUAUAUUUUUGUAUCAUUAUUUUAUUCCCAUAUAUGCGGAAUAAAAUAUAUUGCAAUGUGUGGAUUAAAAUAGUUGGUUUUGAUGUAUUUGCUAUGUUUAUUUGAGACAAUAAAAUAGAUAGAAUUACGACCAAAAAUAAAGUUUCAACAAUAUAUCUAGUAGGCCUACUUGUGUCCUUCGGUAAUUGUAAUGAAAGUUGAUGUGACAUAUAGGCUACACAAGCACUCUUGAUGUAUAGGCAUUACAUGCAUUGAAGACAAAAGCAGAGACACCUGCCACUUUGUCCGGGACUUCGCGAGCUUCGAUUCCGACACUGUUUUCUCCACAGGCUACACCAAAAAAACAAUAACGGUCAAGUGACAGAACCUGAACAGAGAUCUUUUUUUUCCGGUUGCAAAAUGUUGUUCUCCAAAGUGGACUAUAGCAAAGUUUCGGUCAGCAAACUACAGUGAGCUAUAUGAAGAUCGAGACACAGAUUUUCCCUCGCAGAAAUGCCAGUGCGAAUGCCAGUGCGAACCACAAGGUUCAUGUACAAGGGAAAUUGCACUAUUCCAGAUAUCCUAUCAUACCGGACCCCCAUUAACCUGCCCGAGGAUGAGGUGGAAGAGAUCCGUGAGGCCUUCAAGGUGUUUGACCGAGAUGGAAACGGAUACAUCUCAAAGCAGGAGUUGGGGGUGGCUAUGCGGUCUCUGGGAUACAUGCCCAAUGAGGUGGAGCUGGAGAUCAUUAUCCAAAGGCUGGACAUGGAUGGUGAUGGCCAGGUUGACUUCGAGGAAUUUGUUGCACUGCUUGGACCUAAACUUAUUGCUGCUGGGAUGCCUGAUAAGUUCCAUGGGGCGGACUUUGACUCAGUAUUUUGGAAGUGUGACAUGUCGAAGCUGACAGUGGAUGAGCUGAAGAGGCUACUGUAUGACACCUUCUGUGACCACCUCACCAUGAAAGACAUUGAGAACAUCAUCAUGACCGAAGAGAGCCACCUGGACAGUCAAGCGUGCCAAGUGGACAUUGACACCAGCCCAACACAACAGAAGCACACAUGUGUGCGGAAGAGCCUGAUUUGUGCCUUCGCCUUUGCAUUUAUCAUCAGCGUAAUGCUUAUUGCAGCUAACCAGAUGCUUCGUAGAGGUAUGAAGUAGAAAGCCCUGUCCUCCACUACCAGAAGGGUUGUUUCCUAUGUUAUCCUUUCACACUCAACCCAGUGACUAAGCAUGUAGACAAAUUGAACUGAUCGAUAGGAACCAAAAUAACAUGUAAUUUUUUUCAGAGACAUAUAUUUAAUGACCAUUCUGUCCUGAGAUCCAUUUAGAGCCAAAACACAGACUGAACACCCUGAUACCAAAACUGUCAACUGGACUAAUGGAUAUAGGCCAGGAACCUGAGGAACAAAAUGUCUUGUUUACCCUUCACCAUUAGUUUCAGAUGUUCUGAAGGUUACCACCAAACACAUUGUAUCAUAACACAAAAAGAAAGAACAAAUACUAAGCAAUUAUACAAUCUCUUUGAUUAAACUCACCAUAAUGUUGCCCUAUACCAUUCACAAGGUAAUCUAUUAGCCUUCUAUUUCCUAUGAGAUAAAUGAGUAAAGCUCUAGUGUCUGUGCUCUAUUGCUAACCAUGUUGUCUGAAACAUAUCGACAUUACUAGUGUAUAUCAUGUGGCAUUACAGCCUGCCCUUGUAAAGCACGUAGCCAACUGCAUUUUUUGUCCUACAUACAUUUGUAUUCAACAGCACAUAAAGAACAUGCACAGUACAUACACAGCAUAACUCUGCAGUACCAACGGCAGUUUCUAAAGAAAGUAGAGAAGGAAUUUAGAGAUGUGGAGAUAUCAUUUGGGGAAUUUCGUAGACACAGAUAAUAAUAGUUAUCAUCAGCAAACCUGAGAUGCAUCUGCCAAUCUCUAUCUCUUGAGUCACUGUUCCGAUUGCUGGCUCACCCCAAUUCUCCUUCUAAACACACAGCACAUAUAGAUGUAAAUAAUACCACGUAGUAUGAUCUGUGUACUUCCUCUGUGGUGUUUACUUUCAAAGUCAGAUGUAUUUAUUGAAAUGAUUAUGCAAAUGAUAGUUAUUAUUGCAAAAAAGUACACCGUAGAUUAACGUUUUGUGUAAAUAUUUCUAUUCUGUGAAUGUGGAGACAGUUUCAAAGGACAUUUAAACAUAUUUUUUGUUUGGCUUUUGACAUGGUCCACCAAAAUCAACAUUAAGAUAUUGUUUAGAUUUUGACAUGGUUCUAUUUUCUUAAUGGAAGAAGAGAUCAUUUAUAUCAAAGAUCAAGAUAUCAAGAAUGCAAACAUAUACUUAUUUUUUUUUAAAUUAGGGUUCUUAUGUAUGAUUCCCAGGUUUACUGAAACAUCAUUCUAACACAUUUAGUAACCUGCUAAUUGCCAUGUACUUACAUUUGACAUUUUGCUCUUUUGUCAUAUUUCUUUUUUAGAAAUCUAUGUUUUCUCCUUAUCAUAUAUGAAGAAUUUAACUAUCAUUUUAAUGAAAUGCUAUAUAUUCUCUUGCUCUUUUUUAUCACAAGCUGAAUCAAGUCUGUAUCAUACCAGAAAAUAGUAUAUCAAAUAAUGAAAAAGAACAGGGCUUGCAAUAGUCUACCUUGAUGAGGGUGACAAAAUGUUGCUCGGUUAUCUGUUCAUAUAUGAGAAAUAACUAUUUGACAUUAUAUGCAUUUGCGCAAAUGUGAAAUAGCCAGUGUAAUAGACAAUACAUACAAAAAUAGUAAAGCAAUGAUAUUGUAUAUGACCGAUGUUACAUUGCAUUAACGAGGAGAAUAUGUUAAUGUACAGUUUGUUGAGAGUGAUCUGAUGUUUUUUCAUAUCCCUCAAUGUGUUGUCAUAUGAAGCAGUUUUGUUCUCUAUAUGUGACUGUGAUUUUCAUCAAGUCAAACAUAGUGCAGCUCUGAUGCUUUGUGCCAAACGCGGGGAGAAAUGCACAUAUCAAUAAUUUCAGAAUAACAUGUUUUAGGGAACGAAUAUUCUUGAUAGAAACAUAACUUGCAAACAAAUGUAUUUCUUAUCAGAAACAAAUGUCUUGCAAAUAAAAACUAACGCAAUAUACUGUAUACUGUAUGGACAUGUGGAUAGAAAUGACCUCUCAUGUGAACCUUCAAGUGUCCUCGCACUGUCUGUUGUUGCCUUUGGUUGAACUUUCUAAGGCAUUCUUUCAGCAUCAGUAAUCUCAUCCUAUGCACUGUAAUUGUACAUAUGUACCCGUCACCACAUCAAAUAUACAUUUAUAAACAUGAUGUCUGGAUGCAUGUUGUCCAAUAAACAAACA